Messenger RNA from Cyprinus carpio (common carp), 3662 nucleotides. Its product is annotated as transcriptional regulator ATRX homolog. The record is from RefSeq and is a predicted model, not a curated record. The transcript is spliced from 2 exons. The coding region runs from base 400 to 1614 and encodes 404 amino acids. Lineage: Eukaryota; Metazoa; Chordata; Actinopteri; Cypriniformes; Cyprinidae.
ACACAGGCUUACUGGAUAAUUAAUUUAUGAUUAAUGUAUUUUAGAACAUUCACAGCUGUGCAGCAUUUGUUGUUUUUUAAAUGAAGAUUAUUCAAUUGAUCACACCGAUGACAUCACAGCCAGGAUUCCAAGCGGAAGCUUUAAAUAGAGCAGGUGUACCUCAGAGGCGCAUAAUAGCAGGAGCUGAAUCAGGGCAUCAGCUUUAUGACUUCUACAGAUAAAAAAAGCAGUUUGUUGUUUAGUAUAUUAGUAUAUAGCUGAGAUGGCUGAAGGUGAUCCUUUUGAUGAUAACCACCCUCAAAUUGUCAUUCAGUUCAAUGAGACUUGCUUCGAAGAUCCCUCAAUCAACUUGCUCAAUAUCCCCUGACUCCUGGUCCUUACCACAAUCCAUUGCUCUACAUGCUGGCCUGGAAUGCAGAUUACUGGUCCAUCACUUUUUAUGCAUCAGGUGAGGCCUUGGAAAUCGCAUUUUAUCCCAUGUAUAUUAAUACCCCAUCUAUGAGCGAGUCCAGCACAGAUGAUGAACAGCCUGGACCUUCUAAUCUGGUCAGCAACAGCGAGGGCAGAGCUGGAGGAUCAUCUACGAGUGAGUCCAGCACAGAUGAUGAACAGCCUGGACCUUCUGCCCUGGUCAACAAUAGUGAGGGCAGAGCUGGUCGAUCAAGAACAUCUGCUGACCAAAGCUCAGGGGGUCAGCUUAAGACGAGACAGGGCUUUAAAAGCAAAAGAGAGCAUGGCCGGUCAGAGAGCCGACUACGGAAAAAGAGGAGAUUAGACCACAACCCUAAUUCUCUUCCAAUGUUUAUUGAUAACUCACCAGAAGCACGUUGGGAGACACAUAUGAGUGGAUCCAGCACAGAUGAUGAACAGCCUGGACCUUCAAACCUGGUCAACAGUUGUAAGGCCAGACCUGGAGGAUCCAGAGCACCUGACAGGUCAGAGAGGAGAGAAUGGAAAAGGUGGAGACCAGACCACUGGUCUGAUUCUGAUGAUUCCCUCAGCUCAGGCUUUUCUUCUCCAGCAUUACUUGAAGAAACAUCUAGUGAUGAUAAACAGCCUGAACCUUCUCACAGGGAGAACAGUGAGGCCAGAGUAUCUGCUGACCAGAUUAAGCAGGAAAAGAGUUCAGACCACCAGUCUGAUUCAUUAAUGGAUUCCCUGAUCUCAGAGUUUUCUCAGAUGUAUAUUAGUACCCCACCAGAAACAUGUGGGAAGAUGAAAUCAUCCAACAAAGAUGAUGAACUGUCUCAGCUAGUCAACAACAGUGAGGUCAGAGCUGAAGGAUCGAGAGCUUCUUCUGACCAAAGCUCAGACAGUCAGGAUGAGAUGAGACAAGGAGUAAAAAGAAAAAGAAAGACUUCUAGCAGGUCUGAAAGUAGAGAAAAUACAAAGAAUGGAUUAGACCACCGCUCUGGUUCUGAUUCAAUUGAUGACCAGGCUGACCCUUCUGUCAGAGACAAUAAUGAAGCCAGAGCUGGAGGAUCCAGAGCACCUUCUGACCAAAGCUCAGGUAGUCAGAUGGAGACGAGACAGGGUUUAAAAAGAAAAAGAAAGACUUCUGACAGGCCAGAAAGCAGAGAACAAAAACCGAGGAGAUCAGGUCGCCAUAAAUAAGACAUAGUGUUUUUUAACACAACACAAAGCCAAUGGAUCCGCAAAAUUAAUUUAGCUAUGUUGGAAACACACACUGAAUUGCCUAAUCCAGUAAAAGUAGAAUUUACUUUAUAACGCGGGAUGUCACAAAGUUGCGAUAUGGACUCGAGUCUGUGAAGACUAAACCACAAAAAGACUGCUACUGAAAUAUGAAUCCAGCAUGUUCUGCGUAUCUCUAUAUGAAUAAAUGAGAUGUCCGGUUUUGUAAACCAAACUGUUGUCUCUUGAAUGAAAACAAAACACUGAGUUGAAAGAUUCCAUAAGGCCCUGAAUAUAAUUUGUGUUAAACUUUUAAUAAAUUGUUGUUAAAUUAUAUAGGUUUUAUAAUUUAAAAAUGAAUAAAGAUCUUGCAUAUGAUUUGAGAUCUUCUUGUGUCAACUUUAGUGGUCAGCCACAAUCUGUGGAUCUAGACCACAAAUGAAAACUGGUCGCAGUUGAGACUGAACCAUGUCUAAUAUAGCACUAUGGUGAUUCAUGGUGCUGAAUGAGAGGGCACCUGCCUUCACCACAUCUAACCUCUCAGCGAGUUCCCAGAGGAGCACAAAAGGCUUUCCGACUGCGCUGGGCAGGAGGGCGCUGCCUCUUGUUUCCUGCUUCCUCUUUCAGGACUUUUCAAUAGCAGAGGAGCUGGGGUUCCACCAAUGAUUCAAGACUCUUAAUGCUUGAUCAAGGAUAUACACAGAGCCCAUACAUUCACUUUUAUUUAAAGACUGAGCAGGGCAGGGAGAGAGAGAGACUUCUGAGGUUACCUCAUGAGUUGCAUUUAUCAGUCCCAGCUUGUCAAUUUUAGUCUAUUUCUGUGUGUAAUUAUGUUGCGCUUAAGUAUAACAGGCUCAUCAUACAGACUAAUCUAUAGGCUAUGUGGUCAGGUGGGGAUUUUUUCUUUCUGCAGGUUACAUCAAUAUGCCAGUAUUUGGCAACAAAUUACCAUUUUUAUCAUUUGAGUAACUGAAUCAUUCAUUUAAUUGAUCUGUUCAAAAACGCAGAUCCAUUCAGGAAUUAAAAAAAGUGAUUGACUUUAUGACUGAGUUAUUGAAUCAUUCACUCUUUUUCCUUUGCGAUCUUCAAAUACUUAACCUACUGUAAGUGACAAACCACACAUUAAAAAGUGAAUCAUUCAUUCAAUUUAUUUGUUCAAAAUACUCAUUAAUUCAGGAAUUAAACAAGUGAUCGUCUUUAUGAGCCAUGAGAACUCCCUUUGAGUCCAGCGUGUGUGUGCGUGUGUGUGUGUUAGAGCAGAUGGGAGAAACACAGAUUAGACACUCUGGCAGGGAUAUCUAAUUAGAGUCUGGACAGCAUCGGUGACACAGGAAACACCCACUGCUCUUUCCCAGAGAAUCGCAGGAGAAGCUAAGAGUACAACCAUCAGGUUGAACACUGAACUAGCAACAAUUAUCCACUUGGGAAUUUACAAAUCCCACCAUCUCAAUCCUCCCUUAUAUCCUGUAGCAAGCAUUCCCAAAUCCAUUCGUGGUCCUUGGAGGAAUCCUUAAUCAGUACUGCUGGAAUGCUCAAAUUAGCCCAGACUGAUUGUAGUGCUUAUGCAGCAGGGGAGGAUGGGAUUCAGGCAUGCAGGGCAGGUGUGAGCAGAUGACCAUCCUUCAAACUCAUCUUACCCCUACUCAUGUGCCUUAGGGCUGAUAACACACACACACACACACACACACACACACACACACACACACACACACACACAUACACUUAUAUCUAAGCUGCCCAUCCAGUAUUCCCUGGAAACGAGGUGUGAUUAUACAUGUCAUCGGUGACAUCUUUCUGUCUAGAAGUUGAGAACUGAUGAACAGCAUGUUGUUUUUUCAUACUGUCUGCAGGAAUGAUGUAAGCUCACAUGAGAACAAGAGCUCUCUUGUCAGUGAGGGCUUAUUGCAGUAUAGAUAUUUUUUCAGUUUCGUUGUGCUUUCUGAAUAUUCCCGCACUGGGUCAGUGAGGCACACCUGUUUGUGAAUGUUGGUAUUUUUUUAUGAGAUGUUUGCACAUAGCAUGUGGUUUAG